AUGGCUACAGUGGACAGUCAUUUGGGGAGGCUCACUUUGCCCUCCCUCCUCCCCGAUGGCUCCAACUUCAAUCAUUGGAAGCGGAUGGUGGUCCUCACCUUCCAAAUUGUGGGCAUCGUCGACGCUCUUGGUGAUUCCGCGCUCACAUCCUCAUCCGCCUCUUCCUCUACCAAUGCUCCGGCCUCCACGGCAGAUGCUGCGCCAGCAGCUCCAUCCCACCCGGCUCGCCCGGCUGCUACUACCCCUGCCCUUGCAGCAGCAGAACAAGAACAGCGUGCCUUGCUGUACCUUCUCUCCACGCUUCCCAUGCAGCUCUCGAUGUCUAUUUCUCCAACCGAGACCGCUGCCGGCACCUCUACCACUUCCUGCCGCUAUUGCAAGGCUGCUGGUCACGCCAUCACCACUUGCCCUCAACUCGACAAGAAGAAGCGCACGCAGCAACUACAGCAACAGCACCAAUCGCCAUACCUGCCGCAGUCUACAUACCAACCACAGUCGCAGCCGUACCAGCCCCAACAGCCACAGCAGAUGCCGUUCCGUUCCCUCUCUCAAAGCUCGCCCAACAAGGCAGCUGCACACACCGCCCUCCCACCUCUGGCAUAUCCUGCUCACCUGGCCCAGCCUCUCCUUCCCUCUCCUACCUCUGACGCUACCUCACCAGCACUCGCGGCUUCUCAUGUGUCAUCCACGCCACUGUCAUCUUCGAUUGAUUCUCGCUAUGCCGAUGUCGCCGCCGCGCACUUACUCCCUACCUCUUGGCUGCCGUCCCUCCCAUCGCUACUACUCCUCAUCUCCUUUCUCCUCUACCUUUUCUCCAUCCUGCUCCAGCGGCCUCUCGCCUCCGUCCUCACCAGCUCUCCUUCUUCCUCCUCCUGGCUCCUUGACUCCGGCGCAUCCUCGCAUCUCUGCAAUGAUCCUCAUCUAUUUUCCUCCCUCCGUCAACCAUUUCCUGGUAGUGGCGUCCGGUUUGGUGGUGGGGAGCAGUACCCUGCCCACGGCAUUGGGGACAUUCUUGUCUACGCCCGUCACAACAACCAUACCCAUCCUAUCACCCUGAAGGAUGUCCUAUACAUUCCCCAGACUGCUCAUAAUAUCAUCUCUGUUCGUAAGCUGAAAGACGAAGGACUCACUACCCACUUCCCUCUUCAUGCUCCUCCCCAAGUGUUCCGAGGCUCCACGGUUCUUGCUGUCGCCCAUGAGCACAUGAAGCCGUUCUUCGUUUCUCUCAGCCCUGCCUCAUCUUCGCAGCCGGCCACGGUCUCUACUGCAUCAGCACCUCCUCCUCUUGUUCCCGCAUCCUGCUCUGCAGCUUCAUCUCUUCUUUGGCAUCGGCGAUUCGGACAUCUCAACGGACAAAGCUUGCAGCAGCUUCAUUCCAAACAGAUGGUCAGCGGCAUCAGCCUCAACGGUUCCCUGCCUUCCACCUGCAUUUCGUGCCUUCGUGGGAAGCAAACCCGCCAGCCAUUUCCAGACUCUACCUCGUCCAGCUCAGCCCCACUUGACCUGGUUCACACUGAUGUCGCUGGACCAUUUCCCAUCGGCACCACGUUUGGCGGGGCCACCUAUCUCCUCACAUUCAUUGACGUUUACAGCCGCUAUACCACUGUCUACCUUCUCAAAUCCCGCUCUGAACCUUUCACCCUUCCCACUUCCCUUCAGAAGCCAGCCUCCACACCCACUUCCUCACCUCUUUCUUUUUCCUCCUCUUCCAACCCCGAGUGCCCAAGACUUUCAGCUCAACUUCUCUGA
Closterium sp. NIES-65 is the source of this 1749-nucleotide messenger RNA. NCBI's taxonomy places the organism in Eukaryota, Viridiplantae, Streptophyta, Zygnematophyceae, Desmidiales, Closteriaceae. The record is from the annotation of a GenBank genome assembly.